AUGUCCUCUUAUAAGAACAUUGUCGUUGUCGGUGCAAGCGGAAGCACUGGCAAGAUCAUCAUCGACGGCCUUACAUCAAACUCCACCUUCAAUGUUACUGUGCUUUCCCGCAAAGAAAGUAAAGCAACUUACCCAGCGAAUGUGACGGUCCGAACGACAGACUUUUCUGAAGACGAUCUUUCGGAAGCGCUGAAGGGCCAAGAGGUUGUCAUAUCCGCUCUCGGGGUCGAGGGCUUCGAUCAGCAGCAAAAGCUUGUUGACGCUUCUGUCCGCGCCGGUAUUAAGCGCUUCUUACCCUCUGAGUUCUCGUCUAGUAGUGAGGAUCCAGUUGUUCUGGAACUGUUGCCGCUGUUUGAGGUUAAGAAGAAUCUUAUCGACUAUCUCAGGUCAAAGGAAAAAGAUGGACUGAGCUGGACUGGUCUCGCCACUGGUCUAUUGUUUGACUGGGGACUCGCAAAUGGCUUUCUUGGAUACGAUAUCAAGAACCGAACAGCCAAAAUUUGGGAUGAUGGCAACAAAAAGUUCACUCUGACCAACGAAAAGCAACUUGUACAGGCCGUUAUCUCAACUCUUCAGCAUCCUGAGGAAACUCGCAACCGCUACCUAUACGUAUAUUCAGUUGUUACUACGCAGAACGAGAUUUUGCAUUCGCUGGAGGAAGCCACUGGAGGGAAGUGGAAUGUCGAAAGGACUACCACUGACGCAGAGGUCUCUGAAGCGAGAAAGAGGCUGGGUGCUGGAGACUUCAGUGGUGGAUUUAUUCUUGUACACGCUACUACGUACGGAAACACGAAUGGUCUGAGAGCCAAUUAUGCUGAGGAGGAGAAUUCGGCGAAUGGUAUAUUAGGUCUCGAGUUAGAGAAUAUUGGUGGGACUGUAACAAGGGUUGUUGGCAACUAA
Messenger RNA from Fusarium poae, 900 nucleotides. RefSeq lists its product as uncharacterized. The record is from RefSeq and is a predicted model, not a curated record. Gene Ontology annotation, molecular function: oxidoreductase activity. The transcript is spliced from 3 exons. Lineage: Eukaryota; Fungi; Ascomycota; Sordariomycetes; Hypocreales; Nectriaceae. Bases 1 to 900 code for a protein of 299 amino acids.